GAUCUUUUCAGUGAUGACGCAAAUAUGCGAGCCAACGGAUGCGCGUGCAUUUCUCCUCUCCCUUCUAAGCUAAGGAAGUUUUACAUGCAUACUCGAAACUAUAUUCAUUCUAAUUUUUCUCUUAACUUUUUGUUCUCAUUUUGAUGAUAGUUCUCUUAAACUACUAAAUUGCGUAGUGAUGAUUUUGACAAAGAGGAUGUAUGGGUAUAUUAGCAUAUUCCGUGUAAACGUCAUUAUUUUAGUUUCUAUUCUUGAGUUAAUUGUACUAUCUCAUCAAAUAGAGAGACUCCCCAUUGAAAUCGAUGGCAAAUUAAUGGCUUACAGGAUUAUUCCAGACCUUCUAGAUGUCUCUCCAAAUACAACAAUAGGGGUGAAAUACGUCGGAGGUACUUCAUUGGAUCUAGGGGAAGAAAUUAUUCCUAGAGAAGUUAAAGAAAAGCCAUAUUAUGUAAGGUUUGAUGCAGAAAAAGAUCAGUUUUACUCCUUAUUAUUCACUGAUCUGGAUGUGCCCUCAAGAUCCAAUCCAAUCCAAAGGGAGUACAUUCAUUGGAUGCGGGUCAAUUUAAACGGAACCGAUUUGCGGCUUUGCGAACUGAAGGGAGAAUCAUUGGCUAGUUACGUGGCUCCAAAUCCAGUCAACGGAUCUGGUUUUCAUCGAUUCGUCUAUCAAGCAUACAAACAUCCAGAGGGAAAGAAGUUGAAAUUUGACGAGCCUUGUCUUCCUGAAGAUCCUAAUGAUCCACGCCGCCAGCACUUCUCAACCAAGAAAUUUGUUGAGAAAUACAAUCUUGACAAACCGAUUGCCGUAAAUUUCUUUGAGGCUGAGUGGAAGCCAUAUUACGACGAGCACCCAAUGGCCGGUAUUGAUGAGGAUUUCGUCGCAGAUCAUAGUGAUAAGGAACAUAAAGGAGAGGAAAAGAAAUAAAAAAACAAAGCGUAAAUGAAUAAUUUUUGAAAUUAGAAA
Messenger RNA from Bemisia tabaci, 964 nucleotides. The record is from RefSeq and is a predicted model, not a curated record. NCBI's taxonomy places the organism in Eukaryota, Metazoa, Arthropoda, Insecta, Hemiptera, Aleyrodidae.